AUGGACACGACCCGUAACAACUAUCCCAAUGUCCGCAGCAAGGUCACCGACGAGGAGAGGACCUUCAAGAAGCCCUACCAGACAGUCGGCCGUCCAGAGACGACGGACCAUGAUAUCCAUGAGGAGUAUUUGAAAGACCCUCCACACAACCAGUCCAAUGAGCUGAGCACGGAUCGAACGACGCGCGGUCUAAAAGAGGGGGCACGAGAGCAGGUCGACCCCAAGCAGGAGGGCGUCCUCGGGGAGGAAACGACGGGCAAAAUAUCGAAAGAAUCAGAGCUGGGCACGCUGACGACCGAGAAUUCCGUGCACCCAUGA
Postia placenta MAD-698-R-SB12 is the source of this 318-nucleotide messenger RNA. RefSeq lists its product as hypothetical. Lineage: Eukaryota; Fungi; Basidiomycota; Agaricomycetes; Polyporales; Adustoporiaceae. The record is from RefSeq and is a predicted model, not a curated record. The transcript has 2 exons. The coding region runs from base 1 to 318 and encodes 105 amino acids.